AUGCGCCCGGGCCUGCUCAUCUUACUUCUGGUUUCGUCGGGUGCCGAUCUCAUUGGCUCCGGAGCUGCCGAUGCCGAAGACGUGCCUCUCAGAGAGACGACACAGAUUGGCAGGGGCGGCAGCGUCGCGGUGCUUGACCGCACACCUCGGUUCUUGCAGACGAACAGCUCUACUACAGACGACACGAGCAAUUCGACCAGCACUGCGAACGAUUCCACGCUGGAGAUAACAUCGCCCGGGGGGAGUCAGAACAACUCCUCGGACCUGCAGUGGUGGGGCUGGGCGAUCAUCAUCUUGGCCGUCGUCCUGUGCAUCUGCAGCUUCGGCAAAGUUGUUGGGAGGGAUCCCUUCCUUCCCUUCCUCUUCCUCGCAGUGCUCUUCCGGCGGAAAUCGAACUUUGAUCCGCAGACCGUGGCCGACCGCCAGGCACAGCGAUGUGUCGUUGAGAACUUGCGCGCCCUCUACGGCGCCUCCCUGAGGGUGGUGGGGGAGGAGGGCGAUCUCGGCCUUGAGGAGUCCGGAGAUGGCGAUGCCGUGGAGAUUCGGGAGCCCUCGGCCUCCUUGAUCGGGAUCAGUCAGCUCGGUCAGCCCGUCGCCGGCGUUAUUUCCGAGCCCUACAACGUCGACCCCAAGGGCUCCUAUGGGCGCAUCCUCUGGGGGUGCUGCGUCGACCCUGGUGUUGCGGUGCACCUUUUUGGUGAUGCAUCCUGGGAGCGCCCGCCGCGGCCUCCUGGUCGCUGCCUGACGUUAGUGUCGCGAUCCCGAACGGCCGGUGAGGUCGCCGAGGCUCUGGAGCGGCUCAGAGAGCCGGGAACGGCGGGGCCCUGGCCGCCCGGGGACGCCGGGCCGCUGGUGACGGGGACCCUGGAAACCGGCGGAGCUGGCCACAAGGUAGCCCGUGUGGUGGAUGGGGCUGCAGACUUGUGGCUUUUUCCAAGACCGGGAACGUCCCGAUGGGAUACCUGUGCGGCGGAAGCGAUGCUGGAGGCCUGUGGCGGAGUGCUGAGGGACCGCAGCGGCGGCCGGAUCUGUUACGAUCCCGACACCAGCAUGGGGAACUCGGAGGGGGUUCUCGCGGGGGCCGACGAGGGCAUCGUGGCCGCAGCCGUGCGCGUCUGUGCGACGCUGGACGUAGCCAAAGACGGAGCUGGCCGGCCGCUUCUGAGGCCUUGGCUGGAACAGGCGCUGAAGCUCCCAGAAAAGUCUCUGCGGGCUUUCUGCGUGGAGGAAGACUGCGUAAGGGGAACCCACGCCUCGGUCCUGCGGUUGAAGCUCUGCUUCUCAUCCGAUGGCGUUCCAGUGCCCGAGGCUCUGAUCCUGAAGCGCGCUGCGCCCAGGGACGCACUGCACGUGGCACUGUACACCCGGGAGUGCCUCUUCUUUGAGACCUGCGGCCCGAUGCUCCGGGAUCAGGGUGUGCAGAUCCCAGAGAUUUUCUACGAGGAGACGACGGAAGGCGGCUGUGUCCUGCUUAUGGAAGACCUCAUUGCCAAGUCUUUCCACAGGGAGCCGGUGCUCGAAACGGAGGAGCUGGCUUCUGUUUUGGUAGGUCUGGCAAGGCUGCACGGAUGCAGCUACGAGAGCGAGCCCCUGCUGAGCGCCGUUGCCGCCCUCCCCGAGGUACCAGACACGCAGCCCAGCGCCAAGCAGGCGGGUGAGCUUUGGAACAAGUUCCUGAGCUCCGUCCCCGGGGUGCGGGAGUCGGAUUCCCUGGCGGUGGUGCAAGACUUCGGCACGCGCCUCGCUGCCCUGAGCGAGAAGGCCCAAGGGAGUUCCAGGAAGUGCAUCGUCCACGGUGACUUCCGCUCCGAGAACAUUUUCCUCGACAGCAAAGGGGAGGCCUUGUUCAUCGACUUUAAGCAUGCCUCGAUCGGCUGCCCAACAUCGGAUGUUGCGUGCCUACUCUUCAGCUCGGCCUUCCUCGAGGACCUCUCGCAAGGAAAGCUCCUCGAACUCCUCGGUUCCUACUGGGAGACCUUCUCUAAGACCUCGAAGACGUCGAGUUUCACGGAGGAACAGUUCCGCCGCGAGUUCAAGCUAAGCUGCUUGGACUUCGCGCGGAGGGUUCCGCCGCGAAGUGUACAGAUGGAUGAAGUCCCGCGACAGCUUCUCGUGGCUCAGUUCCUCGAGUCCCUUUUAAAAGAGCUGCAUGAUUCGGGCGAUGUGAGCGGAAGUAGAAAGUCCAUGCCAGGUUUUCAUGCUGUGGUGGACUGA
Molecule: messenger RNA, 2214 nt
Organism: Symbiodinium sp. CCMP2592
Lineage: Eukaryota; Dinophyceae; Suessiales; Symbiodiniaceae
Source: the annotation of a GenBank genome assembly